GCCACUGAGUCAUUCAACCUGUGGCACUUGUAUCGAGGAGAACUAAAUUAUGUAAAAACACUCAUCAAAUCAAAUUAAAAAAAAAAAAAAAAAAAAAGAGAAGCCAUUGUUAGUAGUACUAGUACUUAGUAUUAUAGUUUUAGUAGUACUAGUACUUUAGUUAUUAGGACAUGAACAAACAAGAACAAACAAGAAUUUGAAACACAUUAGUAGUAGUAGUAGUGUGUGUGUGUGUUUUCUUUUCUUGAUAUCAAGUUUAAAGGUAUAAUCAAGAAAGAAAGAAAGAAAAAAUAAAAUGGGCUCCUCAAAAACUCAUCAUUGUGUCUUCAAUCCCAAGUUAAAAAAGAAAGACAUGAUGUGAUUGCCACCAUUACCUGUUUUUUCUUUCUUCUACACUCUCUCUUAUUAGUAUUACUGUCAAAAAGCUUCCAUUUUUGUGCAAUUCUUUUGACUUCAGUGCAGAUUAACAAAACCCCAGUUGUUGGAGUAUUUGUGGGCAAUUGCUUUAACUUUAAAACCUCAGUUGUUGGAGUAUUUGUGAGCAGUUGCUUUAACUUCAGAGCAGACUAACAAAACCCCAGGCAGAUUGUUCUGGAGUGUGGAUUAGGUUUAGUCUUUGCUGCAACUUGGAGUGAUCCGCUAAUAUGCUUAAGCAAAUUCUUGCAAAACUUCCUAGGAAAUCAUCAUCAAAAUGUGAUUCAUUCGAUUCAUCAGGAAGCAAUUCCUGCAACAACACCUCGAACUUGGGGGGUAACGGAAUUCAAUUUACCAAUAGUUGCACCGUCAUAGCAAACAGGCUGAACGUUGUAAAACGAAUGUCGACAGCAAUUUUUCCUGCGAGCAUUGGCGAGUCUGUGGCCCCACAUGUGCCCUUUAAAGAUGUGUCAAAUAAUGCCGAGAAGCAAAGCUUAUUCGUAAGCAAGUUGAAUCUCUGCUGUACACUUUAUGAUUUCAAUGAUCCUGAUAAAGACUCCGCGGAGAAGGACUUGAAACGACAAGUUUUGCUCGAACUGAACGAUUUCGUCGCCUCGGGAUCCGGGAGGUUCACGGAAUCGGCAAUUUCCGCGGUGUGUAAAAUGUGUUCAGUUAACCUGUUCAGAACUUUUCCUCCCAAGUAUUUCGCAUCUCGUGGUGAAAGUGAAGAUGAAGAACCGAUGUUUGAUCCGGCUUGGUGUCAUUUACAACUUGUGUACGAUUUCUUCCUAAGCGUUAUCGGGCAAGGUUCUCUUGAUGCAAAAGUUGCUAAGAAAUACGUUGACCAUACUUUCAUAUUGAAAUUACUUGACCUAUUUGAUUCUGAGGACCCGAGAGAAAGAGAAUGCUUGAAAUCGAUACUCCAUCGUCUUUACGGGAAGUUCAUGAUGCACAGGCCUUUAAUCCGAAAAGCUGUAAGCAAUAUUUUUUAUCGUUUCGCUUUCGAGACGGAAAGACAUAAUGGGAUCGCCGAGCUUCUGGAGGUUUUCGGAAGUGUAAUUAGUGGAUUUGCUUUACCAUUAAAGGAAGAGCACAGAUUGUUUUUCUCCAGGGCCUUGAUACCGUUACACAAGCCGAAAUCUUUGGGUAUUUAUCAUCAACAAUUAGCAUAUUGUGUCGUUCAGUUCAUAGAGAAGGAGCAAAAUCUGGCUAGCGUAGUGAUAACGAGAUUGUUGAGGUAUUGGCCAGUGACAAGUAGCCAGAAACAAUUGAUGUUCAUCAGUGAAUUGGAAGAGAUUUUGGAAAUGAUCAGUAUUGCAGAGUUUGAGAAGAUUAUGGUGCCGUUGUUCCGCCGUAUAGGCUAUUGCCUUAACAGCUUCCAUUUCCAGGUGGCUGAAAGAGCACAUUUCUUGUGGAACAAUGAUAACGUCCUUAACCUUGUGAUGCAUAACAGGCAUGUUAUCAUGCCAAUUAUUAUCUCAGCUUUAGACCGGAACAGCCAGAACCACUGGAACAAAGCAGUUCUUAAUUUGACUCAAAAUGUGAGAAAAGUCUUUUCUGAGAUGGAUGAAGAGCUCGUACUCGACUGCCAAAGCAAGCUUGAAGAAGAAAAUUCAAAGUCAAAUGUAGCAGCCGAGAGACGAAGAUUAACGUGGGAGCGCCUAGAAAUUGCCGCUAAUUACGAACCUGUUUCCGUUCCUUCUAAUAUUUCAGGUCUGGUAAAACCUGCCACCUGUCUCGUUUCGUGCUAAUCUGAUCGUUGAUCGAUAGAAAGGAGUAUUUUAGUUCAUUCACGCUGUUUUUUUAUUUCGUGAAAAAAGAAAAAGAAACAUGCAUGUUUGUUUCUUUAGUGUAUGGAUUUUGUGUCUUGAAUAUGGAUGUAUAUAGGAUGCCACAAGGCAUCAUGUUCACAUUUCA
This is a messenger RNA of Lycium ferocissimum, 2331 nucleotides long. Its product is annotated as serine/threonine protein phosphatase 2A 57 kDa regulatory subunit B' kappa isoform-like. Gene Ontology annotation, cellular component: protein phosphatase type 2A complex. Bases 645 to 2165 code for a protein of 506 amino acids. Lineage: Eukaryota; Viridiplantae; Streptophyta; Magnoliopsida; Solanales; Solanaceae. Gene Ontology annotation, biological process: signal transduction. The transcript has 5 exons. The record is from RefSeq and is a predicted model, not a curated record. Gene Ontology annotation, molecular function: protein phosphatase regulator activity.